Messenger RNA from Neogale vison (American mink), 804 nucleotides. It is a transcript of the gene COXFA4L3, whose product is annotated as chromosome 13 C15orf48 homolog. The transcript is spliced from 5 exons. Lineage: Eukaryota; Metazoa; Chordata; Mammalia; Carnivora; Mustelidae. Bases 122 to 469 code for a protein of 115 amino acids. The record is from RefSeq and is a predicted model, not a curated record.
UUAAGAAACUUCUGACAAAAGUAAUUUUAGAAAUCCUGCAGAAGGAGUAUUAAAAGGCUCCUUUGAUUAUAUAUAAUACAAACCACAGAGAAUCAGUGUUGAGUUUUCUUUGAACUGAAUAAUGAACCUAACCGACCAGAGAAUGUCUCCAGUUGCAGUGCUGAGGUCACACAGUAAAAACCCUUAUCAGAAUUUGGCGUUGUACACUGAAGUCAUCAUGAACUUUUUCCAAAUCCUGAGGAAGAAGAAGGAACUUAUUCCUUUGAUGCUGAUCAUGACCACAGCAGCGGGUGGAGCUUCGUCUUUUGCUGUAUAUUCCCUUCAAAAAACUGAUGUGAUCAUUGAUCGGAAAAGAAAUCCAGAACCUUGGGAAACUGUGGACCCUACUGUACCUAGAAAGCUUCUAACCAUCAACCAAGAGUGGAAACCCAUUGAAGAAUUGCAGAGAGUCAGAAAAGCCACCAAAUGACCAGCUUUUGCUUCUUUCUUCCAAAAAAUACUCUAUGAAUCUAGUGGAAACAUUGCUGCACAAACUAGAUUAUGGAUACCAGUGUGCGGAAAUGCUUCUGCUACAUUUUUAGGGCUUGACUACAUUUUUGGACUCUGGAUGGGAUUUAUAAAAGUAGUGUAGCAAUAGCCACAUAGUUCAAAAAUAAGUUUGUGUUUAUUUUCUUGUUGUAAAUUUAAUUUGCAUAUUGAAAUUUUUGUUUAUGAUGGCCUGAAUGUUAUCUUAAAAGUGUGUAAAGAUUUAUAACCUAAAUUGUCUAUAAUAAAAUACUACUUGUGUGAGAUUUUUUAAAGAUA